Messenger RNA from Lytechinus variegatus (green sea urchin), 2291 nucleotides. RefSeq names its product monocarboxylate transporter 7-like. Gene Ontology annotation, molecular function: monocarboxylic acid transmembrane transporter activity. Gene Ontology annotation, biological process: transmembrane transport. The record is from RefSeq and is a predicted model, not a curated record. The coding region runs from base 95 to 1855 and encodes 586 amino acids. The transcript has 4 exons. Lineage: Eukaryota; Metazoa; Echinodermata; Echinoidea; Temnopleuroida; Toxopneustidae.
UAAAUCGACGCAUUUGUGCUAUUCGUCCUUAUGAGAGGGAGUAAUGAACAUAACGUUUUAUUGACUGUGUUGAGCACCGACUUGGUUGGAAAAAAUGUCCCGACGAUUUUGUAGAAACGAGGAAAACAGGAAUAGGUUGGAACCAUGGCGCUUUGUUGUACUAUUUUCAUGUUCAAGUUUGAGAUUUCUCCUCAUUGGGUCGUUGAAAUCGUACGGCGUCAUCAUACCAUUUCUUGCAGUUCAACUUAAGACAAGUCAUGCAACAAUAGGCUUUAUCAUCACAUCACAACUCGCAGUAACAUAUCUCAUGGCCCCGCUUUCUAACCUACUCAUCCAAAGACUGAAUGGCAGGCUGGUAGCUGUUUGUGGUAGCUUCCUGUCUGGGUUAGCUCUGGUAGCUACAGCAGUUGCGAAAACAGCUUGGACCAUGGGACUUUGCAUGCUCAUAUCAGGUUGUUGCUAUUCUGUAAUAACGGAUUAUAUCGUCAUCGUUUUGAAACAACAUUUCAAGAACUCCUUUGGUUUCGCGAAUACCAUAACGUACGCUGGGUCUGUUAUAGGAUCUCUGCUUUUGCCCAUUUUGACAAUGGAACUUUACGUUGCGUAUGGACUAUACGGAACUUUAUGUUGCCUGGGAGCUAUCAGUUUGAAUAAUGUUCCACUAUCCAUGCUAAUGAGGCAACCGAAAACAGCAGAGCCGUCUGGAACGGGAAGCUUGCAAGAAAGAGAAAAGACAAGAUCGGGUUCAAUGUGCGCGGACACGUCCCUACUACCAAGCUCCCGUGGAAAUGAAGGAGAUUCGUGGAAACAUCCGAAGUCGAACGUUUUAUCUUCAAGUCUAAUCGGUGAACCAACGGCAAAAUACAAGUCAGGCAAUACUCAUUCAAAUCUGCGAUCAGCUCCUGGAAGCGUGGGUCGUUCUACAACAUCUGAGACUCUGCAUUUCAAUGCGAAUAACAGACCAUCUACGUCUUACGGAAGUGAAUCGAGAAAUGGUGAGAUUGCCGAUACUUGUUUACGAAACAUCAAGCAGCCUCAUGCUUGUGAGGAGAUGACCGAGGACGAAUCGUCGUCAAUCGAAGAUGAUGACGGAGAGCACUUGGCAUUGCUGAACUCGCCAAAAGACACGUCGAGUACUAAACGUGGCGAUAUUGACAGCAACGUAAAUCAAAGACACAUCGAGACAAAUGGCCGUUGCCAAAGACUCGUGAAGUAUAUUCUUGAAUUUUUCCUCGAGACCAUAUCGUACGAAUCCAUAAAGGCGGAGCUGCCAUUUAGCCUCACUAUCCUACCUUCUCGAAUGCUCCUGGACUUAACUUUUAUUGGUUGGCUAAUCUUCAUUGUAUCCUACGCGAUCUCUGUAGGCGUCCAUGCAUCCCAGGCAGUGUAUCUUCCAGUUGCAGCAUCUGCUGGAGGACUGGCAGGUCGGAUCGGCACCGGGUUCCUUGUACUGUGGCGACCGCACUGGAGUCCAGCGGUUUACGCUUCGCUGACGAUGCUGUCGGCAUUGGCGCUCUUCGCCUACACCAUCGAUUCUUCGCUCAUCAAUUUGCUGUUUUGUUCAAUUCUAGCAGGAUUUGGAUUAUUUGGUGCUACGGCAAUGUAUUACGCAAUGUUGGCUGAAAUGGUUGAUGAGAACCAUUUUGCGGGCCUUGUCGCUUUGUCGUAUUUCUUUACCGGUAUAGGAAACUUUCUUUCUGGCCCAGUCACAGGGCUGAUGUUUGAUAUCACAGGAAGUUUCCCCUUCGCCUUUCGGAUUUUGGGGUCCAUCAUGGCUAUUUUGAGUACCAUCACGUUCAUGUACCUUUACUAUGACUACUGUCGUGCUAAAAGCCAACAGCACCAAAGUCGUUAAUUGAAUUAUUAAGACAAAAAUGAGUAGAGCUGAUAUAUAAUACUUACAGAUCUGGGUCGACGUAAUUCCUGCGAGCUAUCCCCCCAGUGACAACGACGAUGAUGGCUGGUAAUCCUGUUGGAUAUAAAAAAAGUGGAAAAUGUUUCUAUUAGAAUUAUCAUGGAUGUAUCCCAGAAAUAAAGGUGGGUAUGAAAACAAAGAAAACAAAAUACAAACGCGGCAUAAAGAUAAUGGAAGACGUGAAAAGGGGGCUUAAACGAAUGUCCUCCCCUUACAUUACAAUCACUAUCAUUGUUGAUCAUCAAUAUCAGACAUUUCAUUAUUUGAUAGAAGUAACAUUAUGAACAAUAUUGUCCCAUAAUCUAUUUAGGAUUUCAAUUAUCAAUAUAUUGAUCUUCACCUAUUCACCAAGAUGGCCAGCAUCGUCCAUUCUAAU